Ilex paraguariensis (yerba mate) is the source of this 696-nucleotide messenger RNA. The record is from the annotation of a GenBank genome assembly. Lineage: Eukaryota; Viridiplantae; Streptophyta; Magnoliopsida; Aquifoliales; Aquifoliaceae.
AUGGGUACAGGAGGGGAGGAUUUGUGGAAGGAUAACAAUCAAGCCUGUCGCCUUGUUCAUCAUUACGAUUUUGACACUGAAACAUAUGUUGUUGCCUUGUUCCCUGACAAAACACUCAAGGGCAUGCCGUCUAUACAUGAAGAAAUUGACUAUCUACAUAUUCCCCCGGCUAUGGAAACUGGGAUUGGUUCCAUAGACGGCUUAUUUUUCCUUCACAAUGGCCUUGACGAUAACAUGGUUCUGUGGAACCCUACUACUAGAGAGUUUAGGCUCCUUCCUGCACCCCACUCCAUUUUACCACCAUAUUUCUCUACCAUUUGGCAUACACUUGGAUUUGGGUUGGACACCUUGGCGAACAUUUACAAGUUUAUUUGGAUUCGUUCCUUUUGGAUGAGCAAAUGGAUAACUCUUACCCUUGUUGCUAUAUAUACUCUAGGUAGUGAUUCAUGGAGAUAUCUCGAUCCUCUUGAACUCCCUAACCGCACCAUGCACAGUUCUCUGUGUGCCACAUAUGUGAAUGGAGAAGUCUUCCGGCUGCUUGGGUUUUGGAAGAAUGAGGAUCUUUUGCUUGAAAGUGGCUGUUCAGAGCUGGUUUUGUACAACCACGACACUAAGGAAAGGAAACUACGGGUCUUGGAAUCUAUGGAGAUUUCACAAAUUGUGGACUUUCGGUUUUUAGUUACAAGGAGAGCUUAG